AUGAGCAUCUGCAAGGAUGCCCAAGUGACAUUCCUGCCUGACUGCAACCGCUCCACCUCCGUCUUUCCCACGGUGGACCCCAUCCACUCCAGCCCCCUGUACAGGUCCCUGACUCACCCUGGCUCCAGGGGCACAGGAAAUUCCCCAGGGCUGAGCCACCGGGAGUCCCCAGGGCUCAGCAACACUCCCUUCCGGCCCUCCUUCGGGGGCUACUGGGCUGAGAAGGCAGGAGACCGGGAGGAGGCUGUGCAGGCCGGAGCCCUGGAGACGCCCCAGAAAACAUUUUGGUUCGGAGAGGCUGGGUCCAGGCUGCUGGCGCCUUUGGGCUCCCGGGACCAGAGGCUCGGGUCCUUCCCCAGAAGAGCCCACCCCUCCCGGGCCCACAGUCCGAGGCAAGGACCAGCCCUCGGGCAAAAGAGCGCGCAGUGGGCGCGGGUGGGCGCCGCCUCGAGGGCUUCCCGGGUUUCAAACUGCGCCUCUUGGGAGUCACGGGGCGCAUUCGCUCCUUUCGUUUCCGGGGUGGGGGCUAAAGGACAGAAAAAUGUCUCCUUGCACGAGCCUCCCGCGCUCCAGCCCUCGGCCUGGAGGGUCGCCCUGGGAGGAGCCCACGCGGCCCCGGGCCCCUCUCUGCCGCGCCGAGUCCUCACCCCGCAGGGGGCUGGGGCGGGUGCCCGGGAGGGCGAGAGCUUCAAAACCACUCCGGGCACUGCCGCUCGGCCCGCUGCGCCCGCAGAGGACGCGGGGAGAACCGACGAACACUCACCGAGCAGCGGCCGCCCGGCUGGAUCCAGAACGCACGGCGCGCGAAGCCACCCAGAUAUAAAUCCAAACCUCCGAGAAGCUGACAAGAAAGAGAUGAAGAAGCCGAUAACUUGGAGGGAGUCCACCACGAGACUGUUAGGUGGGAGAAGCAAGAGGCAGAAACCCGUGUAAAUAAAGGACCCAUUUUGGUAAAACGAAGAGAACCUGUCUCCUGUUUUUAUGUCUGUCUGUAAUCACGUGGGCAUCGAAAGGUGCACACCUGGAAAGUGAGGGGCUGAGGACGCGACAGGGACACUCAAUAAGGAUCGGCUGCGUUUUGAGCAAGAGC
Lagenorhynchus albirostris (white-beaked dolphin) is the source of this 1090-nucleotide messenger RNA. RefSeq lists its product as uncharacterized. The coding region runs from base 1 to 933 and encodes 310 amino acids. The transcript is spliced from 5 exons. Lineage: Eukaryota; Metazoa; Chordata; Mammalia; Artiodactyla; Delphinidae. The record is from RefSeq and is a predicted model, not a curated record.